Molecule: messenger RNA, 5763 nt
Organism: Leucoraja erinaceus (little skate)
Lineage: Eukaryota; Metazoa; Chordata; Chondrichthyes; Rajiformes; Rajidae
Gene: abtb2b
Product: ankyrin repeat and BTB (POZ) domain containing 2b
Exons: 18
Coding region: 581-3649 (1022 amino acids)
Molecular function (GO): protein heterodimerization activity
Source: RefSeq, a predicted model, not a curated record
CGUUUGAUGCCCAGUUAUGAACUAAACGGUGUAUAUAUACACACACAGCACGCCCUUUGCAAGGAUACCGGCGCCGAUUCUUGGGGAAAAUACAAUAACUUCUCACACAAAAAAAAACACCUAUAGUUUUUGGAACUAGAGAGAAGAGAACCCCCCCCCCACAGAUUUCCGCACUUGCAGUUGCGAGCAGCAGAAGUUCGGCGAAGAGAGUUAAAGGGGCCGCAAGUUGCACAGAAGGCGGAGUCACGGUUUUCAGUCUUUUCGGUUUAUAUUUAAAAAUCAUAGGGCACCGCAGAUGACAAGUGAAAGUUUUUUUCUCGCCCUCCCACUGAUAUUUUUCACGGACUCGCAGAAGUGAGCGGAUGGUGAAGUUUGGAGGAGUUCGCUGUUUCGGAUAAUUAAAGAACCGUUAUCAGGAGAGGAGUUGCAGACUGAAGAAAGGUUGCACGGCUCAUCUCCGCCCGGAUCACAGUGUCAGGACGCUCGCUGUGCUUUAUGUCUUGAAGAGUUGGACAGCACCCCAUCUGCACUGACUUGGCUUGGACGUGUGCAGGCUGUUCCAAGCUGCGCGCCUCACACAAUGGCGGGAUUGUACAACUCCACCUUGAAGACGCUGGAAGAUCUGACAUUGGACUCGGGUUAUGGGGCAGGGGAUUCUUGCAGAUCUCUCAGCCUCUCCUCCAGGUCGAACUCUCAAGCCUUCCAAGCAGCCCACAACAGAGGGAACUGGUGGUAUCUUUCUGGCUCCAUGAAUAGCCGUAAUAACAGUUGGGAUACCGUCAACACAGUGCUGCCGGAGGACCCGGAGAUCAACGACAUCUUCUUUAAAUGCCCCCGGCUCCCGGAGCUGGAGGAAUUCCCAUGGAGCGACGACGACAUUGGACAGAUUCUGAAGAAAGGGAGACCAGGAGAGUGUGGAAAACUCUUCUCUCAGGAUGCUAUCAGGAAAUUGUCCUUCUUGUUGAGGAGAGCUUUGAUCAGGAUCUCACGGGAGGCGCAGCGACUGAGUGUCGUGCACUGCAAGUGCACCAAAUUCGAGGUCCAGAGCGCCAUCAGACUAGUCCUGUCCUGGUCCCUGUCCGAAAGCUGCAUCUCUGCCUCAGUUAAAGCCCUCUCCCUGUACAACAUGAGCGCCGGCGAUAGGCUGAGGAAAAGCAAGAGCUCCAGGUGUGGCCUUACUUUCUCAGUGGGACGCUUCUUUAGAUGGAUGGUGGACACAAGAGUUUCAGUCCGCAUCCAUGAGUAUGCUGCUAUCUCUUUGGCUGCCUGCAUGGAGAGUCUGCUGGAAGAGAUUGGGAUCAGAGUAGCAGCCGGGCAUGGUUCCGAAGGAGGAAGCGGAGGCAUGCAUGACAGCAGGCAUGAGUUGUUGACUGAAAUGCUGGAGAUGUGCAUCAACAAUGACGCUGAACUUUGGGGAGUCCUGCAGCCAUAUGAACAUCUUAUCUGUGGCAAGAAUGCAAAUGGUGUGCUUUCUCUGCCGGCCCACUUUAGCUUGUACAACAAUGGACCAUCAACCAAGGAUGGGCGGGCUGAUGCUUAUGCUCAGUUGGAACUCCGGACCCUGGAGCAGUCACUACUGGCAACGUGUGUCGGGAGCAUUUCAGAGCUGAGUGAUCUUGUGUCUCGAGCCAUGCACCAUCUGCAGUGCUCAACCAGCCUGUCCCCAGGAAUGAGUCCAUGUCGUCAUGGCAGGCAGCAGCCUGUCACCUGGUCUCCCGACGGCCUGCACACACUUUACUACUUCCUGCGGUGUCCACAGAUGGAAUCGAUGGAGAAUCCCAACCUGGAUCCACCUAGAGUCUCCCUAAAUAAUGAAAGGCCCUUCAUGUUGCUGCCUCCAUUGAUGGAGUGGAUGAGAGUAGCUAUCACACACGCUGAACACCGACGCAGUCCAACAGUCGAUAGUGAUGAUGUGAGGCAGACUGCCCGUUUGCUGCUCCCGGGGCUGGAUUGUGAACCACGUCAACUGAAAACCGAGGACUGUUUCAGCUCAUUUCGAAGACUGGAUGCAAAAGCUGCCACGGCCAAGUUUCAGCAAGACCUCGGGUUUCGCAUGUUGAGCUGCGGCAGAACAGAUCUGGUGAAUCAGGCCAUAGAACUUUUGGGAAUCGAUGGUGUCAACACCAUGGAUAACCAGGGGAUGACACCACUUAUGUACGCCUGUGCUGCAGGUGAUGAAGCCAUGGUCCAGAUGUUAAUAGACGCUGCUGCAAACUUGGAUCUUUCACUUCCCGGGAACACUCAGAGAUGUCCUUCAGUGCACCCAGACAGUAGACGCUGGACAGCCCUCACCUUUGCUGUACUGCACGGACAUAUCCCCGUCGUUCAGCUGCUGCUUGAUGCUGGGGCAAAUGUGGAAGGUGCCCUCAUUAAUUCCGGGGAAGAUAAUUGUGCCGAGACACCACUUCAGCUGGCUUCAGCAGCAGGUAACUAUGAGUUGGUUAGCUUGCUGCUGAGUAGAGGAGCGGAUCCUUUACUGAAUGUAUUUGAAACAAAUGGGAUGACAUCCGUGCUGCACGAGGACAUGAACUGCUUUAGCCACGCGGCUGCCCAUGGACACAGGAAUGUGUUGCGGAAGUUGCUUACACCACCUCAAGCUCCAAAAACAGAUGUGCUUUCUUUGGAAGAAAUGUUAGCCGAGGGUGUUGAGAGUGAUAUCUCAAGCAAUGGAAGUAUAAAUGAAGGACAAGUAAAACUCUGCAAAGCCAGAAUGAAGGCUUUACAAGAAGCAAUGUAUUACAGUGCUGAACAUGGCUAUCUUGAUGUUACCAUGGAACUGAGGAACCUUGGUGUUCCCUGGAAAUUACAUAUGUGGAUUGAAUCUCUGAGGACGUCGUAUUAUCAAUGUAGAUAUCCUGUAAUGCAGUACCUGUUGCGUGAAUUCACUACUAUCAAAGAGGAGGACUACAAUGAAGAGCUGAUUCAAGAGGGACUUCCACUGAUGUUUGAUAUGCUUAGGGUUAGCAAGAAUGAUGCAGUUAAUCAGCAGUUAACCUCAAUCUUUACACACUGUUAUGGCAACGGUCCUAUUCCUAGCAUCCCUGAGAUAAAGAGAACCCCGCCUGCUCGAUUAGAUCCUCACUUUCUGAAUAAUAAAGAGAUGUCAGAUUUAACAUUCUUGGUGGAAGGAAAGCCAUUUUACGCACAUAAAGUUCUCCUAAUUACAGCCUCAAACAGGUUUAAAAUGCUGCUGACUAAUAAGACUUCUCUGGAAAACCCACCUUGCAAGUUUAUAGAGAUCAGUGAUAUUAAAUACCACGUUUUCCAGCUGAUGAUGCAGUACUUAUAUUACGGUGAUACCGACUCAAUAACCUUACCCAUUUCUGAUGUGCUGGAGCUACUGUCUGCAGCAAGCCUGUUUGAAUUAGAAACAUUGCAGAGACGAUGCGAGAUCAUCUGUGCCAAAAUUAUGAACUUGGAGAAUGCAGUCAUCAUUUAUUGCUAUGCUAAGAUCCAUAAAGCAUUUGAGCUACUUACUUACACUGAAAAUUAUUUCUUGAAAAACUUCAGUGCACUUCUCGAUCAGGAGUCUUUCAGGCAGCUAAUUUACGGACGCAACAGCAAACUGCAGAGCCUGGACCUCCUACAGUCUCUGGAUAUCGCAUUAACGAAUAGAAUGAGGUCAAUUUACAUCACGUCAAGAGUAUAAGAAAAAAAUCCGCAACUGGAAGAGCAUUAUGUACAUUACCAGAAGCUCCAUGUGGGCUAUCCCAUUCCAAUGAUUUUCUUACCUCAACUUUUUGAUAGUUGGUUCUUUGGUGAUAUGAGGAUCUACCACUGUAGAGGUAAAUGUGUUAUCUUUAAAGUAAACUCUAAUUUCAUGAUAGUCACCCAAAACCAAAUCAAGAAAUGUGAUGCUAACCUAAUUCUGUGAUUAGUGUUUACCCGUGGAAAUUUCCAAUAACUACAUUGGAGCAAUAGCGAGAGGCUACUUGAGCAACAGUUCUUUUGCUCGUGAACUGGGACCAAUCAGAACAGAUAUGCCAAUUCAUUAAAAUAUUAUUCUAUUCAGGCGUCUUUCCUUGAAGUUAAUAAGUUAAACAAAAUAGACUCCUCAACCAUACAGAGAUUACAAGCUCAAUGCACCUUGUGCACGGAACUACAUUUAUUUUAUUUAUGAGUAAAAGAUUUGUAGUAUUAUUAGUUCGGUGUAACUGAGUUUUAGUUUGCAUUAUGUAUGUAUGUGUCAAUCAUAGACUAAUAAUAAAAAUACCAUGAAUAAUAUUUCUAGAUAUGGGUGAAACUUCCACUGUGAUGACUGAAAUUAAUCUGGGUGCAUUUUGGGGUGCAAUGUUACUAUUUGUCAAUUUUCUUCACCAUUGUAAGAAACCAUUAUAAUAAACAGAUUGAUGUCCUUGUUAUAACAACACAUAAGACUUCUAUGCCAAGGUAUUAAUCUGUUUAUUAGAAAUAAUAAGGAAUUUCAGUUUUUAACUGUAUUCCUGCUUGGUACAUUAACAAGAUUUGCAGUUUUUAUAAGAAAUUAAACAUCAAAGGUACAUGUGCUGUACAUUACAAGGAGCUGUAUUCCUUAAAAUUAAUACAUUUUUUGGUUGACAUUAAACUCAACUGACCUGUUAAGACCAUACAAAGGGAAUUAGAGUCAAUGAAGGACUUUCGCUGAUCUGUAAAUGUUAUUAUUAUCUUUUAUGAGUCCAUGAAGGAUUAAUAAAAGAUAAUAAUAACAUUUACAGAUUAGCAAAAGUAUAUUAGUUUUGCACUAUUUCAGUGUGCUUAAUCAUUGCAGUUUCCCAUCUAAAUACAAUUAACAAAUGCUUUGUAGAAUACUGAUAAAAAGGUAGAAAUGAUAUUAUAUAUUCUGCCAGAAUUAUACAUUGUAAUAAUUCUUGAACUAAAACGUUUUCAAAGGCAGCAUAAAGAUGCAUAUAAAUACAACAGCUUUUGUAAAAAAAACUAGAUUUGAAGCCAUUCUAUUCAACCAGGAAAUGCACUGUUAAAUAUUAGCAAGCAAGCUUCCAAUAUACUAAAAUACCUUUUCAGGAUUUUACUCAUGUAGGUUGUGCAAUAACUAAAACAAAGCACAUUUUGUAAAUAUCAACAUAAAACAUACUUUUAAAAUUGUACUGAAGAUUAACCUCACCUUAUUAUUAAAUUCAAUGGUAGCUUCAAGCAUCAAGGUGCAAGAAAAGACACAGCAUGGCAUUAAAUAAUUCAAAAACAAAAUACUGCAAUUCAAAAAUUUGAUACUUGCAAUUUAAUCAUAUUUCAGUAUUAUGUUUUUUUACCGUACUCAUUAAAAUAUUGACUUUCAUAAAUUAAAACAGCGAAGGUACCUAGUUAUAGCAAGAGACACAUACCCACAAACUUGGUCCAAGCAUUACUUCAAGACUCCUUCCAUACAGGUGGAAAGUACCAAGGAGGUUUCCAAACAUGGAAUUAAGUAGCAAAGUCAGUCACAGUUUCAGAAACAGGACAAAGAAAAGCAAGUAGAGUUGUUGAGGUUUAGUAGAAAAUGAAGUCAAAGUUGGCAGUGGGUCAGUAGAUGACAAUGAUUAGUUUUUUUUUUAAUUGGAAAGUCAAAUAUUUACUUAGAUUAGUGUAGAACUGGUAAAAUACCAAUCUUCUCACUGCCUAAUUUGGGGAAAUGGCAUUGGAUGGUAUGGCAUUGGAUGUGGACAAUACAUCCCUUUUAAUGGAAACUUUAAUUUUCAGCUCAAGAUGCUGAGAAAAUGGUGCCAUAGCAGGCACACAAGUGUUUUUGUACUGUUGUCAAAAAUCUUCUAAAUAAAAAGUGGAACAACA